ACGCGACCUCAUUCAACUACGUACAUAACACAUACCACAAAUGACAAACACGACGAAAGAUCGUUAAAAACAACCUAAAUAAAAUGUAAAUGUAAUUUUUAAAAACUGUUAUCUAUUGCAUCUCCCCUCCGCACUCUCGAUAUCCGCUUGUAUUAUUUCUAGUUUAACAGAUGAGUAGGAAGCACUAAAGUAGUGAGCCAACUUACGCUCCGUGCCAACGCCCGGUCUCGUCGAAGCUAAGCUAGUGCUAGCCAGUGGUCAUUCCGAGGGCCGCAGAAUUGUCGGCCGCCCUAACACAAGGAAGUGAGAUGCAGACCAUCAAAUGUGUGGUGGUGGGCGAUGGAGCAGUGGGAAAAACCUGUCUACUGAUUUCAUACACCACCAACAAAUUCCCCUCUGAAUAUGUACCAACAGUGUUUGACAACUAUGCAGUAACUGUUAUGAUUGGUGGUGAACCAUACACCCUUGGUUUAUUUGAUACAGCAGGUCAGGAAGAUUAUGACCGGUUACGACCACUAAGCUACCCACAGACGGAUGUCUUCUUAGUCUGCUUCUCAGUUGUUUCGCCAUCCUCAUUUGAAAAUGUUAAAGAAAAGUGGGUCCCGGAAAUCACCCACCACUGUCCCAAGACCCCGUUCCUGUUGGUAGGCACUCAGAUCGACCUCCGCGAUGACCCCUCCACUGUGGAGAAGUUAGCCAAGAACAAACAGAAGCCCAUCACCCCGGAGACAGCUGAGAAGUUGGCUCGUGACCUGAAGGCGGUCAAAUAUGUGGAGUGCUCAGCCCUCACGCAGCGGGGACUCAAGAACGUAUUUGAUGAGGCUAUCCUAGCCGCUUUAGAGCCCCCUGAAACGCAGAGAAAGAGAAAAUGCUGUCUGUUCUGAUGUCUGACUGACUCUCUUUGCCUCUCAAUCGUCUGCUGCUUACUCAUUGUAAAGAAAACGUCAAGCUAAUUACUAAGAUGAAAUGUUGGGGAACAUUUUGUCCUUGCGUUCCAACUCGGCCUAAUCACACUUACACAGGCUGCCUGAUCUGACAAGAGUGCCAAACUUCACUUCUACUUCCCUGCAUGCAUGUCUCUGUCACAGAGAAUUCUGGUUGUUUCUAGUGUCAUUUGUACCCUAAGAAGCAUUUACCUCCACGUUCUUUUUCUACUGAUUUUUUUGUCUUCCCGUCCUCUGCUUCCCUUAUGGGGGAGUCGUGUCUCAUGUCAUUUGAAUAAAGGAAUAUCUGAUUUCCUCGCCACAUCGCUCCUCCGCUUCCUUUUUGCUGUUAGUUCCCAGCGGAUGUCGUGUUGUCUUUGUUUUGAAACUGUCUUGUUUCCACAGAAAGGAUUAAAGAAUGUGUUUGAUGAGGCAAUACUGGCCGCCCUGGAGCCCCCCGAACCUAAGAAAAGACGUAAAUGUGUUCUGCUCUAAGUUUGGCCUCAGCCUUCUCCGCACCCUUUCCUAGGUUAGCAAUACACAGACCACCACAAGUUGAAAGUUCAUGAAAUAUUUGCCUCCUGCCUGAAUUAACCUAAAUACAUAUUCAGCGUGAGCAUGGUUAAGAAUUGAUGCGGUUUGUGCUGACUUCAUACUUCGAAAUGGCCUCACACCAUGACUUUUAAAAAUAUAUCAAAAAGUAGGGGACGUCUAGACAAUUCCGCUUCAUUUAAGUCUACAGAAUUAAUGCACAGAGUAGUUGAGUGCGUUUAGUUGCUCAUUCAAUCAGAGUAUGAAUAUAAAACCCCCAAAUCAGCCUUGGGACAGAUCUAGUUGACCCAUUAGUGCUUUUAGCUAACAAUGCCAGUUUAUAUUGCAGUGUGAACACUCCACACACAAAGUUGUAUUUAUCUUGAAUACUUAACACAAAUGCUGAUAUUUCACUUUGUAGGUGCAGAGAACGAGGCCAGCGUAUGCUUUUUAAAGAUGGCCGACACGGCUACGUUACAUCAGAUAGUGACGGUGUGUCACACUUCUUUACAAAACUUAAGUGUUUUGAUUCCAGAUCCUGUGAAGGUUUUUAAAUGCCAGAAAGUGUUUGCAUUGGUCUUGUACUAUCGCCACUCCUAGAUGAGGGCUUGAUUUAUUUGUACAUAUGCUUGGAAUAAAUCAUAACUUAUUGACUGAUAAGUGUGCAUUACUGAUGCAAGUUAAGAGAGAAGUUCAGGUGAUGCUGAAAUAAAAUGACCAGAAAGUGUUCAUUCCAAUCGGAAGAUGGGUUUAUUUUUAUUUUUUCCUUUUCAAUUUAACAUCAACCUGUACUGUAUUUUCCUUGUGAUUAAAAUGUCACAAUAAACCAGUAUUUUGAAAAC
Phyllopteryx taeniolatus (common seadragon) is the source of this 2296-nucleotide messenger RNA. RefSeq names its product cell division control protein 42 homolog. NCBI's taxonomy places the organism in Eukaryota, Metazoa, Chordata, Actinopteri, Syngnathiformes, Syngnathidae. Gene Ontology annotation, molecular function: GTP binding; GTPase activity. Gene Ontology annotation, biological process: modification of synaptic structure; small GTPase-mediated signal transduction. Bases 309 to 884 code for a protein of 191 amino acids. The transcript is spliced from 6 exons. Gene Ontology annotation, cellular component: dendritic spine. The record is from RefSeq and is a predicted model, not a curated record.